Messenger RNA from Nicotiana tabacum (common tobacco), 1751 nucleotides. RefSeq lists its product as uncharacterized. The record is from RefSeq and is a predicted model, not a curated record. NCBI's taxonomy places the organism in Eukaryota, Viridiplantae, Streptophyta, Magnoliopsida, Solanales, Solanaceae.
UUCGUUUGAUUUCCAAGAAACAGAGGGGACCCAAUCCCCAUCUCCCACAAUCUGUCAGUCUUCUCCAGUAGUGGUAAAGUACCAUUUCAAAAUCCCCCCAUUUGCCCAAAUACAACCACAAGACAAAAAGAGAAAGAGAGCUCUUAAAAAAGAUUCCUCAAUUUUGAGAUUUUGAGAGAGAAACAGAGAUCCCAUAUUUCUUUUGCAACUCUACUACUACAACAAUCCUAGCCUUAGCCUUAUACCAACAACAUGCCAUCAGGUGCUAAGAAGCGAAAAGCUGCCAAGAAAAAGAAGGAAUUGCAAGCUAAAGAGCCCCCUAAUCACUCUGUUCUUGCUAAUUCUCAUGGAGAGGAGGAUUUGAAAUAUGAGGAUAAAGAGAGUGAUAGUGAGGGUGGUUCCCCUGCUUCACAAGAUCACAAGAAUCACCAAAACCAGUUCACUGAAAUGGAGGUAGAAAAUGGGGAGAAGCAAUUGGAUGUUUCACAUGAUCGUUCAAUUGACGAGAACAAAUCCAAUGGAGUGAAAGAUGAAGGCAAGGAAGUGGAGAUAGUUGGAAAAGAGGAUGGAGAUGUUGUGCAGGUUGAAAGGGAAUUGAAGAUUGAGGGCGAAUCUGACAGCCAGAAGAUAAAUGUUGAGUAUGUUGAACCCAUGAUUGAGUCCAACAGAGAAGGGUUGCGAAGGAGUUCUAGUAGCAGCAGCAGUAGUAGUAGCAGCUCAGUUGAAAAAUAUGCUGUUGCUGAUAAGAAUAACAUUGUUGUUGAUAAUGCUUCAGUUGUUGAAUUGGUGAAAGAAAGUGAUUCUUUGCAUGAUACACAAGUUACUGCUAGUAUUGAGGGAACGACUUCUGCUUCUAACUUGGAUAAGGCUGCAAUAUCAGAAGACGUAGUUCAAGUGACAACAAGUGCGUCAGAUGCUGAUAAUGUGACCGGAUCAACUGUUGAACCGGUGGUGAAGGAAAAAGGGGAAGAGAAUCUGUAUGUUGUGGAUGAGAAAGAUACAGCUUUAGAUACUGUUAUGGAAAAUUGGGAAGAAAAUUUGGAUGUUGUAGUUGACAAAACUAUUGUUUCAGAAGUGCUGGUGGAGACGAGUUUAGAGAAAAGAGAUGAAGCAGCUAGUGCAGUAUCAAAUGGUAAUGCUGUAGAAAAUACAGAUACAAAGGCUUCUGCAACCGUAGAAAAUGAAGACAAAGUAGAGCCGCCCCAUAAUGCUCCUAGAAUUGAUGUUGGUGUUUGUGCAGAUAAUGUGAAAGAAUCUUCAGCUAAUGAAUCCCAUGACCAUCAGUUAAAGGUGGCGCUGCCUUCACGACCAGUGCAAACAACUUGCUGGAAGGGUUGCUGUGGCUUGUUUGAGUUGUUUGCAGGAUCAAAUAGAUAAAGCAAUAAGCAUGAAGCUGAUUGAAUGGAAUGGAGUAGCAGCAUUUGGAAUUCUAGAAGUUAAAUGAUCUCCUUCAUGUUCUUGAACAGUGUUAUGCUAGGGUCUUUAUAGAAACUUAUAUGUUCAGUAGUCCUAGUUUAGUUUGAAAGCAGCUUAGAACUCCUCGUCUCUUAGCUACUGUCCUGUUAUUUUGCAAUGGUAGCUUAUUUUCUUGUAUGGUCUAUUGGUUUGAUGUAUCUGCUCCUCGGCAGUUGGAAGACCCGUUUUAUGUUUUUCUGUUGCAUAGGAAACUUGGAAUUGUUGUUCAUCAAAUUUUCACCACCAUAUACUAUAAUACCUUGGGGCUUGGACAUAGGCUUCGAAAUUUGUUAUUA